UUUAAUAGGGGUUAAAGAUGUUGCCGGAUCACAAAUCAAAGUUUUUCUUUAGUCAUCAGGACCAACUCUAGAAUUUUAAUGAGAGUUGGACAUUUCAGCGUCUACGUCAGUAAGUUUAAUUCUCUGCGAAGACGGGGACGAGCAGGACAGCAGCAACCGGUCCACUGAAAGCAAAGCUCACCUUCUCUAAGAAAAAAAAAAGAACAUAUGGAACAAACUACAGCAGACCAGCCCUGUGUCCUGGACGUCUGCAGCCUCGACGUGUUUGUGUGAAUUGGCGCGCGCUUUAGCGUAUGUGUCCGCGUGCGCGUUGCUGAGCCAGGCGCGAACAUCCCCGGUUCCCUCCGCUGCUCCUCUCUCCGUCUCUCUGAAGAUCUGUCUGUGACUUUUUGCUUCAGCCGCCGAGGGGAUUCUUCGCGUGUCUGGACACUACGCUGCGGAGCUGCCCCUCUCACUGCCGUAAAUCUGCUCGGCAACUUGUUUGUCUGGCCGCCCAUGGGCGCUGCUGCUCUCACCCACUUCGCUGCUCCACCGGCUGGGGGCUGUCCGGUGCGCCUCUGCGGUCGCUCGCUCGGUGGGUUCGGGACGGUGCCGAGCUCCGCUUUUAUGAAUGACUAAAGAGACGGGGGCUGGGAGGGGGGAAAUGCGAGUAAGCGCUAAACCCCCGUGCAGCAGCCCGGGCUCCCGGGGGGCCAGCCACCGAUGAGAGAGAGGGAUUAUCGGCGGCUCAUUGCGGAAAAGCGAGCCUGACUGCAGACUGGCGUGGAAACGCACCGUGACCAUAUAGCGUAGAGCAUCGGAACACAGCCGCGGUGUCCACAAUGUGUAGGAAAGGCCUUGGUGAGCUUCAUCUCUGUCAUUUUCAGUGACAUAACAGGUCCAUCCACAUCGUUGCUUUGGGCAGCGAGUGUCCCGGAGGAGUCGGGCCCGGGGAGGAGCUCAUGGGCCAGGGCCAGCUGCAGGGAGGCUUGCUGUGGAGCUACCUGGGUCACGGAGCGCUGGUGGGACCCUGCGACCUGGAGGGCAGCCUGCACAACCCGGCCUUCAUGGAGUACACCUCACGCGUGUUUGGAGAUGUCACGGUGGUGGUUCGUGAUUGCCCCAGUUGGGACUUGUUGGACAGCGACUGGGCCAGUGUGCGGAAAGUUCUCGAGCAGGCUGACAUCCUCGUCAUUAAAUACGCCGUCACGGACAAGCUCGCCUUCCAGCAGGUCAGGAAUGGCUACGCCCCGAGGCUCCGCCCUCUCCUGAGGCACUGGGGUGUGCCGGUCAUCCUUGUUGCUGUUGGAGCGCGGCUGAAUGAUGAAGGACCUCCGUGUACGUGUCCGCUGUGUGCGUCUGACUGGAGCAGCUGUGUGCCUCACAGUGAAGGUCUGCAGCUCUCCCGGGACCUGGGCGCCACUUAUUUGGAGCUGCCCUCUCUCAACCACGUCUUCGUCGGCCGCUACUUUGGCAGCGUGCUGGAGUACUUCAUGAUUCAGUGCCUGAAACACAAAGCCAAAGAGAGGCCAGACAAGAGACGAGGGAACAAAGUGAACGAGCUGCGUCCUCCUCACUUAGAGCAACCAGCUCGUCUUCCUCCUAUCCGAGUGGAGGAGUCCAGCUUCUCCCAGGACAUGCAGUGGCUGUUGGAGCGCGGCAUGCAGUUUGCCGACGUGGCCUUCUACUCCGGGGAUUCUGGGAAAGAACUGGGGUGGGCCCACGCGGCCGUGCUGUGCGCCGUCAGCCCGUACUUCCGACAGCUGCUUCUGGGGCCCAAAGCCAGGGAACGUCCACAGUCACGGUGUGUCUGCAGGGAGCGAGACGGAGGCCCCCAUUCGCUGCUCUCCACCUGGGACGGCAGCAUUAUUGACGACUUGCCCCGGUCGGAUGGGCACAUGACGGGACGACUCACUCGGCUGGUGGUGAAGGACCCCCUGCUGUGCAUGUGCCUGUGGGAGACGCUCAUGUUUAUUUACAGAGGAGCGUGGGAGUGGGAGCAUCUCCAGGAGGCCCUGGAGGAGAAGCUGAAGAAUUCGCUAGCCGUGGCUCAACUUAUGGAGCGCAUACGAUCUCUUCUCAGCAGAGACAGGAGCUCCAGGGACACGCCGAGUGCACGGGCAGCUCAACUCGGACCCCAGACCCUCGUCAACCUCUUUAAUUCCCCUCUUUAUUCGGACGUCAUUUUCAUGGUUCAAGGAAGCGUGUUGCCCGCCCAUCGGGCGGUGCUGGUGGCCCGCUGUGACGUGAUGGCGGCCAUGUUCAGUGGAAAGUACGCCGAGGCCCGGAGCAGAGUGGUUCCCAUCCACGGCGUCUCCUCGGACACCUUUCUGUCUUUUCUGGAGUACCUCUACACUGACUCCUGCUGUCCUGCCAGUGUGCUGCAAGCCAUGGCGGUGCUGGUCUGCGCCGAGAUGUACCAGGUGAAACGGCUCCAGCAUCUGUGCGAGGUGUGCGUGUGUGCUUACCUACAGAGCAUGCCCAGCAGAGAGCUGUCGUCGACGGGGAUCAGCGUGGUUCGACUUCUGCGUAGAGCGAAGUGCCACAACGCAGAGCAGCUGUACAUCUGGCUCCUCCACUUCAUCGCCAACAACUACCUGAUCUUUAGUCAUAAGCCUGACUUCCUGGAGCUGUCAGGUCAGUGGGAAAGCUAAUAUUUUCAUCCCGGCGUGUCGUCGUGUGAAAUGCAUGACGCAUGAUCUUUGAUUCAUUUCCUUCUUGAUUUUUAAUACAGCAGAAUACAUCCACGCUGCCACCACGUUGAGAGGGAUUUUUGCUGAAAUUCUCAAAAAUCUGUGUGACACACUUCCUGUUUUAAGUGUUUAAGCUCACUGAGAUAUUAGCAGAACGACAAUGUUCUGUUUCACUUUAGAUAAUUGAUCAAUUAAUGUAAUUUAGAAAAGAGUCAAUAAAGUUAAUAAAUCACCCAAAGCCAAGUAGCCUAAAGAUUUGCUCUCAUGCGUUGUGGUUGCCUGUAGCAAAAUUAAAAUUAAAAGGUCAUUUGAAAGGUCAUUUACAUUUCAAUACAAACACAGUUAACCUCUGAAAUGAGCCUGUCAGCCCUUAAUAACAAUAUUGCAAAUUGUUUUAUAGUGAACAUUUGUUUAGAAAAAUUUUAAUAAUUAGGAUUCAAAUUAUGUAAGAUAUCACAAAACCAUUUAUAGACCCACCAAUUAAUGAUACCUGAAUUGAACAGUUCUUUGGUAUAUUUUCAGAGAUGAAUAUAGGAAAAUUUUGAUGCAUUUUAAUAAAACCUUUCUUUUAGUUAAAGGGCAUCUAUCUACAUAAUCAAAUCUAUUAAUACCAAAAUUAAAAUAUGACUCAUUUUCAGAAUUAUUUGUUAAUGUGAGUCAUUUCUGGUAUGAAGCUAAUGCAGCCUCUGCUCUUCUAGGAUGCCUUAUCAGAAGUACAAAAGUGUGUUUGCAUCUUCAUUUAGUAUAAAUUUAAAUUAGCUGAACUCGGACGACGAGGCUAAGGAGUCUCAAAUCGAACUUCUACAGUCUUAAAACUCCAAUCUUACAAAUAAUGUAGCUGCUCAUGCAAAUUACACUUUACAGAAAAGAUAUUUAUCUUUCCCCCCCACUGUAAAUAAAGGCGGAAGGUGGAGAGACAUUAUUAACCUUCCUGUGUGAAACAGGAACAUGAAAAACUUUUCCUGCCAGCUGAUUUGCAUCAGUCGACGUUCAAGAGGACUUCUUUGUUGUGUUUCACUCACCUCAGUAUAACACGUUCGUGUUUUGGACCCCUGUACUGUCAUUUAACUGGGUUCCUACAUAGUAUUGAAAAGUAUGGGAAAUUAGCUUUUUAUCAUUUUGCAACUUUGCAUAAAGAUGUAAAAGAAAAAAGAAGAUGGAGGAUGGAAAAACGUUUCAGUUUCAAGAGAGUUUUGUGUUCAUUUAUCAGUACAUUAACAAAUAUGGGAAAACUUGAGACAUUUUAAAUUAUAUCCAAUUAAUAUUUUUGGAUCCAAGUGCCAUCCUUUCACACGUCAACCUUGGUUUCUUUUUGAGAUUUAUUGUUUUGGUAAUUAAAUUUUUGAAGGGGCCAUUUUGCAGUUUUUAAGGCCUCUAACGUCCUACGAUUACGGUUUUAAUCUCUGACUCUGGUUUUGAUGCCAAACAGCAUGGAAACAAAAUAAACAUACAAAAUAAUACCUUUAUUAUUAAAGAAUUGGUAUUUAAUAUAGGAUAAUAAUUUGGAGAUUUGACAACUCUUAACUGUAAUACAGCUUGAGAUCAGGAUAAGGCGACUUGGUUUGGAUGCCAAUAAGAUAACAUAGAAAACAAAACUGAAUCCAUUUGAUUAAUAAUUUGGAAAAUAUACAGAUAAUAAAACCAACUAGAUACUGUUUUCAUUCUCAAAAAAUCUUGAAGAAACAUUAAGAAAAACAAAUGACAUUUUAUGAAUAACUGGGAAAUGUGUAGGAACC
Xiphophorus hellerii (green swordtail) is the source of this 4408-nucleotide messenger RNA. RefSeq names its product Rho related BTB domain containing 3 (gene rhobtb3). NCBI's taxonomy places the organism in Eukaryota, Metazoa, Chordata, Actinopteri, Cyprinodontiformes, Poeciliidae. Gene Ontology annotation, molecular function: protein binding. The record is from RefSeq and is a predicted model, not a curated record. The transcript has 13 exons. The coding region runs from base 942 to 2633 and encodes 563 amino acids.